Impatiens glandulifera is the source of this 1197-nucleotide messenger RNA. RefSeq names its product GDSL esterase/lipase At5g03610-like. Gene Ontology annotation, molecular function: hydrolase activity, acting on ester bonds. The record is from RefSeq and is a predicted model, not a curated record. The transcript is spliced from 4 exons. Bases 1 to 1062 code for a protein of 353 amino acids. NCBI's taxonomy places the organism in Eukaryota, Viridiplantae, Streptophyta, Magnoliopsida, Ericales, Balsaminaceae.
AUGGCAAAGAGCAAGCUGCUGUCCUACUUAUCCAUCUCCAUCUUCCUUUUUGUUCUUCUUUCAGCUAACAAUGAUGUAGCUAAGGCCCAUAAUCAUCAUCAUAAACAGUUUUUUCGUCCCCAAAAGUUGUUCGUUUUCGGUGACUCUUAUGUCGAUACGGGCAACACCGACAAGUCUUUCUCUAGUUCUUGGAAGGUUCCAUAUGGUAUCACUUUUCCUCGGAAGCCUGCUGGACGAUUCUCCGAUGGUCGUGUUUUAACAGACUUUUUAGCUAGAUUCUAUGGAUUGAAGUCUCCAUUACCAUAUAUGCUAAGGACAUUGACAGGAAAGUCGAAGGCAGUGGCUAGGUAUGGAAUGAACUUUGCUUUCGGCGGGACUGGAGUAUUCGAUACUCAAUUCCCCGGAGCAAACAUGUCCGUUCAGAUCGAUUUUUUUAAGGAAUUUCUGAAUUGUUCGGUUUACUCUAAAAGCGAUGGAGAUACCUCUAUGGCCCUCGUUGCGGUCUCUGGCAACGAUUAUGCUGCCUACGUCUUUAACGGUGGCCUUUUUCAGAAUAUUCCAGCAUUUAUUACCCAAGUGGUAAACCAACUCAAAAUCAAUCUAAAGAGGAUUCACGAAACGGGGGUGAAAAAAGUGGUUGUAACUUCUCUCCCGCCUUUGGGCUGCCUUCCAACUAGCACAUUCCUUAACAAUUUCACCAAAUGCAACACCACUCAGAAUACAGCCGUUGAAUUCCAUAACCUCUUGCUUCGACAAGCUGUUGCGAAGCUCAACGAUGAAACUGUUGGCACGAACGGAGGGUCCCCCGCCUUCAUCUUUCUCGAUCUUUACUCUUCCUUCAAAAGAACAUUCCUUCGUCGUGAUAAGUUUGUGAAUCCGUUGAAGUCCUGUUGCAUGGGGAUCAACGGCAGUGAUUGUGGUACGGUAAACAAUAAGGGGCAAAAGAUGUAUACGGUGUGUGAGAAACGUGAAAAUUCGUUCUUUUGGGAUUCGGUGCAUCCUACUCAAGCCGGAUGGCAUGAAGUUUAUCUCAUUCUUUUAUCUUCUUUGAGUCGUAUUUAAUAUACAAAUGUUACUUAAUUGAACAAAUAAGUGAUUUCAUAGAUUUGGCAACAUCUCAAGCUUAUUUUAUUUUAUUUUUGUAUUAUCAAUGUCUUGAAUUCUUCAUUUAAUCAAAUAAGCCAUGUGCUUGGUCAA